AUGACAGAUUACUCCAUAAUAGAGUAUGUCGCAGCUAACAGUAUAUUAAGAUUGGCAAACAAAGUCUUUAGCACGUUUAUGUAUUAUGUAGAAUUGAUGGCACCAAACACUGCAAAGUUCGAUAAUUCUAAUGGAGUUUUUAGCGAACUACCACCGGGUUUUGUUAUCUCUAACGAUGGACUUCAUAUGAUGUUCGAUAAAGAAAUCGAAAAAUCAAAUAAUGACGACCGUACUUAUAAAAUAAUUCGGUUAACUAAUCAACUUGAAGUUUUAAUCAUUCAUGAUGCUAAAACUGAUAAAGCUGCCGCUUCUAUGGAUGUUAAUGUCGGCUCUUAUUCCGAUAUGGAGAAUCUUUUGGGUCUAGCUCAUUUUUGCGAACAUUUAUUGUUUAUGGGAACGAAAAAGUAUCCAAAAGAAAACGACUAUGGCGAGUUUUUAGAUAAACAUAAUGGAUCGAAUAAUGCGUACACAGAUAACGAAAAUACGAAUUAUCAUUUUGAAGUCGGUCACGAAUAUUUUGAGCCUGCAUUAGACAGGUUUGCACAAUUUUUUAUCAGUCCGUUAUUUAAUGCUGAUUGCACUGAUAGAGAAUUAAAGGCUGUGGAUUCUGAAUUUAAAGGAUAUCUUCAAAAUGAUGAUUGGAGAUUAUAUCAAUUACAGAAGAUACAUUCCAAUCCAAAUCAUCCUUGGUCAAAGUUUUCUGUAGGAAAUUUAGAAACAUUAAAGGAAUCACCUAUGAAAGAAGGUAUUGAUACUAGAGAAGAACUAAUUAAAUGGUAUGAGAAACAUUAUUCUGCUAAUCUAAUGAAAUUAUGUAUUUUGGGCAGUGAUUCAUUGGAUAAGUUAACUGAAUGGGUCGUUGAAAAGUUUUCUGACAUUCAAAAUAAAAAUAUCGAACCAUUUAAACCUGUUGAAUUUCCGCUAAGAAAAGAUGUAGAAUUAUGUAAAAUAAUUUUAGCCAAACCGGUCAUGGAUAUUCACACUUUAAAUAUUGAUAUUCCUAUACCGAACCAAAUAGAAAAUUAUAAAGCAAAGGCUGCAGUGUAUGUUGCCCAUCUAAUAGGUCAUGAAGGAGUUGGAUCAAUUUGUUCUUUAUUGAAAAAGAAGGGUUGGAUAACUCGCAUUGAUGUCGAAUCAAUGGAGUAUAGUGCUGAUUUUCAUUUAAUGACAAUAUGUAUUAAAUUAACUGAAGAUGGUUUAGAACAUUAUGAGGAUGUAGUGGAAAUCACAUUUCAAUAUGUGGAAAUGCUCAGAAGAGAGGGUCCACAGGAGUGGAUUUAUAAAGAAAUUCGAACUUUAAACGAUAUACAUUGGCGAUUUAUGGAAAAAUCUAGUGAAUCAUCUUAUACAUGCUCACUUUCGAAUAGAUUACACAAGCCAUAUACGCGUGAUAGAAUAUUGAGUAGUCCAUUUAAAGAUUACGAGUAUAAUCCAAAUUUAAUUGUUGAAUUACUCAACUGUUUAAGGAUCGAAAAUUGCAUUAUUGGUCUCGCAAGUAAAUUAUUAAAUGAUUUGGAUCAAAAAGAAAGAUGGUUUAAAAUUGAAUAUAAAUAUACGCCCGUUAAUGAAGAGUUAAUUAAAAAACUUAAAAAUCCAGUCAUUCCUUGCGAACUUAAACUUUGUCCUCCAAAUGAGUUUAUUCCUACCAACUUUGCCGUUAAUAAAUUAGAAAACAUAACGCCAAAAACACGUCCUGAUAUUAUUAGUGAUGGUGAUUUUCAUCGGGUCUGGUAUAAAAAGGACGAUAAAUGGUGGAUUCCUAAAGCGAAAAUUGAUUUGUAUUUUACAACCCCACUGAUUAACCUUACAUCAUCAAAUUUGGUUAAGACCGUUUUGUAUCUUUAUUUAUUUAAUGAUGCAUUUGUAGAAGAAGCCUAUGAUGCGUUACUUGCUGGAAUAGGUUAUUCGGCAUAUGUAACGAGUGAUGAUACUAUAUUUGUUAAUGUAUCAGGAUAUAAUGAUAAAACAUUAGAAUUGUUAGAGUUAGUUUUAAAGCGAAUGAAAGAUUUUGUGAUCAAGCCUGAAAGGUUUAAAGUAUUAAAAGAAAAAUUGAUGAGAAGGUAUAAUAAUACGAAAUUAUAUCAACCAUCAUCAUUAGCAGAAAUAUAUGAUCGUCAAUUAUUCAAAGAAAAUUAUUAUUCGGCAGAAGAACAAUCAGUCAUAUUAAAAGAUAUAAGUAUGGAAGAUGUACAAUCAUUUUUCCCUGAAUUGUUUAAACAACUUUUUAUUGAAUCUUUUGUAUUUGGUAACAUGGAAAAAGAUGAUGUAAAGGUGAUGAUAACUAUGGUUGAAAAUAUUUUUAAACCGAAAGUACUUGAGAAAUAUAGAUUAGUUAGAAGUAGAAAUAUCAGAUUACCUCAAGGCAAAAAAUAUGUCUGUCAAAGAGAUGUUUUUGAUAAAGAUGAAUUAAAUAAUGCUAUUGGAUAUUAUUUGCAAUGUGGUGAUAAUAAGGAUGUAUAUGUUGUGACUAGAUUACAAAUAAUUGCUCAAAUCUUGCAUGAACCGGUUUUUGAUCAUUUAAGAACCAAAGAACAAUUAGGUUAUUCUGUCUAUAGCUAUGCAAGAUUUUCAAUAGGAGAAAUCGGAUUAUUGAUUAAUUUACAAAGUGAAAGAGAUUCUAUCUAUUUGGAAAAUAGAAUUGAAGCGUUUUUAAUCAAUGCACAGAAAAUUAUUGAAGAAAUGACAGAGGAAGAGUAUCAAAAGCAAAAACAAUCUUUGAUUGAUCAGCUUUUGGAAAAAGAAAAGAAUAUGUGGGACGAAUCUUAUAAAUAUUCUAGUCAGAUUUUCUAUGGUUAUUGUGAUUUUUAUAAAAAUAUAAAUCAGGUUAAAGACAUCAAAACAAUUACUAAGGAUGAUGUCUUGGAAUUUUAUAAAAUUCAUAUUCAUCCAAAUAGAAUGUGUUUUGGACCUUCAGCAUUUCCUAUUGUACCUUUAAGCACUUUUUAUGAUGAAGAAAUGCUUUAA
This is a messenger RNA of Funneliformis mosseae, 2964 nucleotides long. Lineage: Eukaryota; Fungi; Glomeromycota; Glomeromycetes; Glomerales; Glomeraceae. The record is from the annotation of a GenBank genome assembly.